This is a messenger RNA of Pocillopora meandrina, 11136 nucleotides long. The record is from the annotation of a GenBank genome assembly. Lineage: Eukaryota; Metazoa; Cnidaria; Anthozoa; Scleractinia; Pocilloporidae.
CCGAAAGCUUCCUCGAAAGUUUCCAUUCUUGAGUCAAGUUCAUAUGGGCUUGAUUUUUCCAAAAUGUCCCCCAUUAUCAUUGACGUCCGAAUACAGACAAAUGAACCAAAUUUGCUGCUUAUGAGCGAAGAAGAGGCGAAAAGGAGUAUUGUGGUCUCCAAAAUACCGGCGACAACCUCAGCUGAGUCGGUCGUCAUACAUUUUCAGAAGAAAGGAAAUGGCGGAGGAGAACUCGAUCGUAUACACGUUUCCAAGGAUGGAACAGCCGUUAUCACUUUCGAAAAAAGCGAAGGUUUGCGUAAUUUUUCUGUUUUAGGUACACUAUUGUUCGUGCCAACGUAAGGGGGGAAAAUUUUUGCCCCUAUGAAAAUCCAAUUUCGCUUCCGGCCUUACAACUUAAAGGGGAUAGUUUCAUGACCAUCAGACUCAGGAAUUUAGCGUUGUUGUAUGAAUCGAAAUAUUCAAAGUAUCGGUAUACAAGGGAGGAAAGUGAUUGAAAUGUAAUUAAAUCAGGUUAUAAAAUGGGAGGAGUAUGCUGAAAAUGUUGCAGUGUCAGAAACACUGCUGUCAAUAAACCUGCACUAUUUUGUUUAUAAUGUGUUUAGGCUUAAUAUCUGUGUCAACUUGAAAUAACAGUUUUAUUAUAGUGCCUCAUAUUGUGCAAUCACCUAACAAAAAGUAUGAGCUGUCCUCUUUUACAUCUCUCUCACUUUCUUCAGCGAGUCAUUGAAUACAUUUAGUGCACCAUGAUGCUUGUGGAAUAAAAAAUCAUUUACUUUAAAUCAGUAGAACUGCUUUGAAUACAUAUGAGUGUACAAAAUUAAGAUCAGGAGGUUUGUACCUGGUUUGUACCGGUUUGUACCUGGUUUGUACCUGGUUUGGCUGAGUUUUUUACUCGCGCGACGGACCAGGCCGAAAAUGAAGAAUUGCUCGCAGUGAUUUGUUUGCUUCAGUGAUCUCGCGCAUUACUGUGGAUAAAAUUUAGCAUUAACAUCGAAAUAACAAUCAUCAUGGCGGGAAGAAGCAAAAUUUUUAGUUCGCCUAUACUUUGGUUUCUUUUUGGCUUUUCUCUGUACAUAUUGGCAUGUUUAAGUGGCAAAGAUGCACACAUCGGACUAGAUAUGCGCCUCGUCAAAGUAAACAAGCAAAGCUGGGAUAAUCAUUGGUUUUUGAAACCGAUAUCUUCCAUUUUGUUUCGACUCAAUAUCCGCCAUAUUGGAUUCGUGUGGAAAGCUCGAGUCAGAUUCAGGAAUUCGAGAGUCAACUACUACAGCAACUCCGAUGCAAGCUUCAACUUUGAAUAUUUACAACUAUGUGGCGACAUAUGUCCUAACCCGGGGCCUGCUUCCCCUCUGUUUGAUGCACUUCACGUGGUGAGAGACAAUGGAAAGCAAGGAGUAUCCAUCGGUCACUCGAACGUGCGAGGCCUCCGUAAGAACCUCCCCGAAGUGAAAAUACUUUUACAGCAUACCAACCUGGAUAUCCUAACCAUUUCUGAAACGCAUCUGACACAAGAUAUAAGCGAUAACGAAGUAAACAUCGAUGGAUACCGAAUUCUGAGAAGAGAUAGGUCACACAAAGUAGGAGGCGGAGUCGCUAUUUACUUUAACAUUAGCCUAGAUUGUGUACGUAUAUCCAAAUAUGACAACGACGGCAUUGAAGCUCUCUGGAUUGAAUUGAAAGCUCACUCGCAAAGAUUACUUGUGGGUUGUGUAUAUAGACCUCCUGACGUUACAUCUUUCUUUGAUGAAUUCAACCAAGUAUUGAGUACAAUUUGGAUGUCUCGCAGGAAUGUUGUGAUCGCUGGUGACUUCAAUUCAGAUCAGCUGCUACUAAUGGAAAUGGUGCGAAAUUCAAACGCAUCUUACAAUCUUAUAACUUUUGUAACAUCAUAAAAGCACCCACAAGAACCUCAGCACAUUCUAACACUUUGAUCGAUCUGAUUUUGACUAUCAAUACCUCAAAGGUCUCAAAGUCUGAUGUGAUUGAGUAUUGCAUAGCUGAUCACAAAUUCAUCUACGUUAUCUACAAGCUGAAGAUCAGGAAUCCAAAGCCUUUUAUUAAAUAUGUCCACAACUUCAAGAACGUGUUGGAAAACCCGAAAGACUUCAAACAUGACCUGGAAAGUGCUCCCUGGUGGGUCUGUUCCACCUUUGAGGACUUGGAUGACAUCACUUGGGCUUGGAAUUGCAUGUAUAAUAUUAUUGCAAGCAGUCACAUUCCCUUACGUAAAGCCAAGGUUAGAAAAAAUUCACUACCUUGGAUGAACAGUGAGAUCCGGAAAGAGAUGAAUAAGAGAUAUAAACUUCUGAAAGCCUGUGAUGGCACACCCGCUACUAAUAAACUCUGGGUUGAUUACAAAUCCUCUAGGAACAAAGUAUCUAAGAUGCUACGACGUGCUGAAGCUCAAUAUUGGAAAAAGAAAUUUACAGAGACCAAGGACUCAAAAUCUUUCUGGAAAACUGUGAACGAGGCCACUGGAAAACCUAAGAAUAAACAUAUUGGCCCCCUCAGAGAUGCUGAAAAUAAGGAAAUCACAAAUGACUACGAGAAAGCUGAACUGAUUAACUCUUACUUCAUAAAUAUUGGCAAGGAACUAGCUGAAAAAUUCCCGAAGUUGAUGAUCCCCAUCAAUUCAUGUACAGAGUUACCCCCACUGUGCAGGUCUUGGAGGUCAACAUCAACAAACUCAAAACUGAUAUCAAGACAAUUAAAAUUAACAAAGCAUCUGGUCCUGAUGGCAUCUCUUCUCGUAGCUUAGCUAUUGCAGGAACAUCCGCUCUAGAGGGCAUUGUAACUGUUUUCAAGAGCAGCAUGGCUCAGUCCAGCUUCCCUAACACAUGGAAGAUUGCAAAAGUUAAUGCAAUCUUUAAAAAGGAAACCCAGCAGAUGUUUCAAAUUAUAGGCCAAUAUCACUUUUAAAUAUCCCCAGCAAGCUGCUCGAAAGCCAGAUCUGCAACAUAAUUGAUACCCAUCUGAACAGCUGUGGCAUAAAAAAAGCUGUAAACAGUGGGGGUUUAGCAAGGGACUAUCGACUGAAGGAAUGCUUACCUCUAUGACUGAAGGAUGGAAGACAGCAAUUGACAAUGGUCUGACAGUUGGAGCAGUCUUUAUUGACUUCCAGAAAGCUUUUGACACUGUCCCCAUUAUAUUUUAUCGCAUAAACUACACGCCAUUGGAAUAUCAGGAUCUCUUCAUGAAUGGCUAAUGAGCUAUCUUACUGAUAGAUGUCAAUUUGCUGAAGUUAAUAAUUGCAGGUCGGUCACUGACUAUGUGCGAUAUGGAGUCCCUCAAGGCUCGCUUCUUGGCCCCCGGCUCUACACCAUAUAUGUUAAUGAUCUCCCUGACCACAUCGACUCGGGAGAUCUAUACAUGUAUGCAGAUGACACUACAGUUUACUGUAUUGGACCAAAUGUUGACCAGGUUAUGUUGUCACUAAAUAAAUCAUUGGAGCAAGUUCUCCUGUGGAGCAUUAAGAAUCAGCUAACCAUCCACCCAAUUAAAACUGAAGCAAUGAUACUAAGUAAAACCUCUUUUGUUGGGCCUAUACCUCCCCUCCACUUUAACACUGGCCAUAUCGACCUGGUUAAUUACACCACUUGUCUUGGAGUUAAAAUUGACAAUAAGCUGACAUGGUCUGUGCACAUUGACUCAGUGAAGAAAUCUUUUACGCAGAAGGUUGGAGCGUUGAAGAGAAUGAGAAUCCUUCGAAGAAGGUUCUCGAGGAAAUAUACUUUAAAACAAUUAUCCCCAGUGUAACGUAUGGAAUUUCGGUAUGGGGAAAUUGUUCUCCUUCCGCACUGAACUCUCUAAACCAUAUUCAUGCAAGAGCAGCUCAGAUUGUGAAUAACCUCGACUCAACGAUGGCAGAUGACACAUGUCUCAUGAAAUCCGACUGGCUGCCCAUUUCUUACUUCUAUAAAAAAUCUGUACUGUUCCUCUUGCACAAAGUAUAUUUUGGAACAACGACCCAGUCGAUAUGUGAACUGUUUUCUAAAAGAGUUUCUUCUAGAUCUUCUCGUGUUCCUAACCAAUUUAAUGUCAUUAGAUUUAGAUCAGAGACCGGCAGGAACUCCCUACGAUACAGAGGUCCUGUUAUUUGGAAUUUUGUAAAUAGAUUAGUUAAAGUACCUGAAAGUUUUUAUUCUUUUAAACAAAUCUUACGUAAACAUGUUAAGACUAUUGACAAUUUUUCAUUUGAGAAAGAGGCAACAGUAGUUGCCAACAGAAAGGACCAUUUCAUUUACUUUUAGAUUUAUAUGUUAGUCUUAGUGAACACCAUUUUAUUUGUAUAUAGUAGUUCUAAGUUAUUAUUGCAAUUUUUAUAUAUAUGUAAUUCCUAAUAUUUAGUAUAGUAGGUCCACAUCAGCCCUUUGGCUGCCUUUCACACAACCUACUUAUCAAAUAAAGAAUGUAUGUAUGUAUGUAAUUAUUUGUUUCAGAAUCUAAUCCCAUUUAAUCCUGCAGUUUUAUUUAUAUAAUUAGUGACAACUAAACCUGGAGAUUUAUGUUUUUAUGUCUUGUCAUGAGAUUGGGACCAAGGAAAAUUCUGAGAACCCAUGAGGAAUUGAAACCUGGAGUAACUUGAUCUUUUUUUAAACAUAUUUGUUGUUUUAGUCUUGAAGAAGUCUUGCUUUUUACAUAAUUUAUUGAAAUAUUUUAAAACUGUAUGAUGAAGUACUUAAAACAUGACAUAUAUAGAAAGUAUAUAUGUUACAUUCAACUUUGCACUUAAUAUGUAAGUUAGGGAAGAAGAGAGAGUUGCAUUCAAUCAUAACACUUUUUGAAAAACCACUAAAAAAAACCCAGAUAAAAUGCCACCUACUGCUUUUCUGCAAGGUAUAAACUGUUCCACUAUAAGCUAAUUGUGUUAUUAAUUCUCAUUUUUAAUUGUUUUUUCAUAAUUAUUAUUAUAACUAUUAUAAUAAUUUCUUUCAUGCACAGUCGUGGCAACAGUGUUGCAAGAGUCCCACACAAUUGAGGGAUCAUCACCUCAAUUAAAGGUUUGCCGGUUUGUUCCAGAUCAUCCUGUGGAGGUAAAAAUGAAUAUCACAGAGUGUGAUGUGAUCUUAGCCAUAAUUUAAAGAAAACUAAGACAUACUUGACUGACCCACGUUAAAACCUGAUAUUUUCAGGCUCUUUUAUUCUGGAAUUUCUUCUUUUCAGUUCAAUAUUAUCAUCUACCUAUCAAAAUAUGACUCAUUUCAAACAUUUGUGAAUUUUUUUUUCUGUCCAAAGUACUUCAAUUUACAUGUUCUCUUCAUAGUUUUACUAUUAUAAUCGUAUAUAUUUCUUACCAAUUACGUCAAAGUAUUCUAAUUCUAGUGAUUCUUACGAUUCCUUUGGAUUUCCAUAGGUGUUUCAGAGGGUGAAGGCUCGUGUCGACUUCGGUAAGUUCAAUAUAUCGCUCGAGACAUCGCACAACGCACUGAAAGUCAUGAAGAAUGACGCAAAAGUUGAAUGCAGUAGCAAGCCUGAUUCUAAGGAACAUUUUCUCGAUGGAACGUUCGACCAAAUUAACACCGCACACAAUCUCCUUCGAGACAUUUUGAAAGGAGGUUCCGAAGGACGUGUGGGGGAAAACCAACAUGUCGAUCGCAAGAUAAACUUUUCAGAAACCUCUGAAAAAGAAGCUGCCAAUAAUGAUUUCGACAGUUUCGAGGUGCAGCCUCUAAUCAUGAAGCUUCUACAUCGGGUUUAUGAGACCAGACUUAAAGAGAUAAAAGACGUACAUGGCGUAAAUAUUAUUUGGGAGGAAAAUGCUAAUCUAGUUCAGAUAUGCCCAGCCACAACAGCUAGUGAAACUUGCCAUAAAGGAAGCGAGGAGUUCAUAAGUCUUUAUCAGGACUUAUAUCCAAAGAUGCGCCGAGAGGAAAUUGAAUUAGAACCUUCCGAUAGCAGGGAACUUGCCAUCGAGGAUAUCCGCAAUUUGGAAGCUGAAAAUAAUGUGGUUAUUGAGAUGAAAGAAAACAAGUUGGUCGUCUAUGCGGAGGAAACAAACAUUUCUGUUGCAGUGCAAACCUUGAAAAAAACCCUUGGACUACUGCCAGGUAACCGUAAAGGUACAAGGCGCGGUCUGAGAAAUACAAAGAGCAAGAACAGUUUCCAGAAUAUACCCUCAGCACAAGUACUCAGCCAAGGCCUGACGAAUGGAUUGAAGCUCUCCUUGUACCAAAGUGAUAUCACUGACGAAAUCGUGGACGCUAUUGUCAAUGCAGCCAAUGAGUGGCUUCAGCAUGGCGGUGGUGUAGCAGCAGCGAUAGUACGGAAAGGUGGCCGCAUAAUACAAGAAGAAUCCAAUAGAAUAAUGGCACAGAGAAGUAGAUGUCCACUGAGAGUAGGCGAUGCUGUUCAUACAGGGGCCGGCACCCUUCCUUGCAAAUUUGUAAUUCACACGGUUGGUCCAAGGUGGGAUGAUUUUGACAAAGACAGAUGUGUUUCUCUUCUUCACCUUGCGUGCAUUAAAAGCCUCUGUCUUGCAGCACAAUUGGAGCUCUGUUCAAUUGCAUUACCGCCCAUCAGCUCUGGUAUUUUUGGCAUGCCAAAGGAUAUUUGCGCUCAAGUGAUGUUUGCAGCAGUGGAAGAAUUCAGCUGCAGCGUUGAAGCCGAAUUCAGUACUCUUCGUGAAAUUCGCAUCGUCAUUAUUGACGACGAAACAAUCAAUGUCUUUUACGAAGAGUUUUUGAAACGCUACACUUCUCAAGUGCCUACUCAAACAAACACAGUACGCAACGAGGGAGAGCCACAGAGUCCCUCCAACAUUAGCUCCAAUGUCAACAAGCCGCCGUUGCCAUCAGAAACAAGGAGCGAGGAUUCACACGAAGGCCAUGCGAAGGAAAAUAACGAGGCUAAAUUUCCACAGGGAGAUCAACCAAGCAAGGGCAACAGCCAUCCAUCUGGCCAGAUUUCGAAAGCCUUUGAAGAAGAUAACAAGAGUGAAUUACAUACCUCAACGGGCAUCGAAGCACUAAACGUGGAAAUUCCAACACAUGGCGUUGACAGUGAACAAGGCUCAAAAACUCCAGAAACUUCAAAAGAAGAAAGCGCAAACACCACAUCGAAACCAUCUAUGGGUAAAGGAAAAAGCCAUCUUGCAAUUCGUUUUCCGGAUAAACCAGGUGAAAAAGGAAAACCAAAGGCAGAAGCUGAUACCCGGAACAUUGAGCAUGACACUAACGUCGGUAACGAUAGUACUAAUGCAUUUCCACCUGGUAUGGCUGUGACGGAAGAAGGCAAACGUCUUGCUGAGGCAGUUAGUGAGGCAGUCAGUGAGGAUUCAAAUGCCAAUCAUCCUUCACCAACGGACAAAGAAACAGGUAAAGAGGUAGACGAGUCUGGAAACCAAACUUUAACUCCUAGAAAUCAAAGUGAGGAAGAAGAGCCACCUGCAAGACGUCCGAACUCAAACCAAGAGGAAAUUUCUGGUUUUAAACUGAGUCACAAUGGUAGCAUGACAGACCCAAAUAGAAAUUGCGACGGAUCCACUGAGGAAUCAUUGAGCGGUGGUAAACAACCCCAAAACGACGAGAAUACGCACAUCCACAGACCUGAAGACGAACAGCGCGACGCAGAAAUGGACAUGGAGGUUGAACAAUCAAUAUCUGACGAAAAACAAAAUGAUGUAACCCAGCCACAAAAUGCAUUGGCAUCUGGGCAAUCGUUAGACAUCAGUGGUCGACAAACAAUACAAGAGAGACAAGAUCCUGGGGGUGGUGAUAUCCACGCAUCUGGCAGACGCGCUGGCCCAGGUAAGCAAACUACCAUACUGAAUAAAAUCUUGAAUGUUUUAUAACAUCAAAUUGAGUGACCCAAAACCAAGCUGGGGGUAAGAUAAGAACAAUAAAAAGUUUAGUUACAACAAUCUGGGUAGCUUGCUAAGUUUGCUUCGUUGUCUCUUUAUAUCUUUGGGCAACGAAUUUGGUUUUUCGUGUGACACGCCCAAACCACAACUUGUAUCAACUUGUUAUUUUCAAUCUGCAGUUAUUAAACAUAUCGCAUAUCUUUUUUCGUUACUUUAGAUCCGGCAUCACUCCUCAAGAUGACUAAACAGCCUGACAUGAGCUUUCGAGACUGCGCCCUAUGUAUGAAUCAGCACCGAAAUCCUGUUUACGGACGUCAAUGUGGUCAUUACUUUUGCAAAAACUGUAUCAGCUGUGUUAUUGAGAAGAUAGGUAUUUGUCCACAGUGUUCACAAGAGAAGCUGUUUCCUGGAAACCAGCCUUUUGGAUACAUGGCUUGGAGAACUGAUUCACAACAUUCGCUACCAGGUUACGAGGGGUGUGGAAUCGUUGUCCUAACCUUUAACUUUAAAGGAGGAAUUCAAGGUAGGAUUGAUUUAGAACUUUAUAAUCCUUUUAAUUUUUUUAAGGGUAGGUUUAUUGCUAGCGAUUAUGUUCUAUUUAUCUAUUCAUAUACAUAUCCAUAAAUUAUAAUUUCUAUUUAUCAUCAUUGUUAGCGGGUUGUAGUUAACAGGUGAAGAGUCAUGUGCAAUAAAUAUACACUUGAUAAACCAUUAUUAUUACUAGUUUUAUUAUUAGUAAUAGUUGUAGUAGUAUUACCUAGUAGUAAUGGCAAUUAUCCUAUGCAGUGAAAACUUAUUGGUGCAUAAAAAGUGACUGGGUGAUCAAUCUGCCAAACAGAAAUUCCAACAUAAAAAGGUCUAAAAAAUUAUGAAUGCAUAAAUGAAGUUCUCUAUUCUAUUCUCUAAACGUUUUAAUAAAAAGUUGCAAUUUUUAUGCAGUCGUGAUUUUGAACAGUCUGCUUAUGUUCAGAGUGGUGCUUAGUACUGCUUUCAGCAUUAUUUCCAAAACUUGCUUUCCUGCUUUUCCAAAGAUGCAUGUCAUCUCCUUCUCCAGAUCCUUGGACCACCCGCCCAGCACAUCUAUGAUAAAAUUAAGCUUAGUGACCUUGUACACUGGGCAUAGUCUUGAUAACUCCAGUCUCAGUCUCAGUAGCCCAUGCCUUUCUUCGCGCGGUUGUCCACUCAGUGGCAGCUCAUUUCCACCAUGAGUACUUUCUUGGCUUUGUGGUCAACAAAACGCGUGUCAACUCGGUUUUCUCGAGCUAACGUAUUAUUAUUAUUAUUAUUAUUAUUAUUAUUAUUAUUAUUAUCACUAUUAGCACUACUUUUAUUAUCAUUAUAAUAUUAUUAUCAAUGUCAUUAUUUUUACGGAUUCGUAGGGUGCACGUCUUAAUAUGUGGACUAAGUUCUUCAGUGAGAGCAACAAAGUUGUUUUAAGAUUUAAAGUUUUCACAUACGCUUAUUAUAGGUCCAGACCACACUAAUCCAGGAGAGCGUUUCAGUGAACUUUUCUGCUCGGCCUACCUUCCAAAUAACCCCGCUGGAUUAGAGGUGUGUAACCUGCUGAGACGGGCAUUUAAUGGACGUCUGAUAUUUACUAUCGGAAGAAGUCCUACUACUGGAGAGAAUAACAAGAUUGUGUUGAACGACAUCGAACUGAAAACAAGUCCAAUCGGUGGUCCAGCCAAGUAAGUUAGCUUUUCCAACUGUAAAACUUACUGACUUGCGCGUUCUAAACAUACAUUUCUGAAACAAGCUCGUCAUUGGUUUCGGGAACACACAAUUCAUUUCCCGAAAUAUUCGCUCUACUAUUUUCAUUUUUGACGUUAUAGUCAGGUAAUACAUACCUAUACUGCCGAAAGAGAUCUUCCUAUUAAUUUUUUGUUUCCCAAUAAUUUCGGAUGUUAGAUCUGAGACAUUAGUGAUGUUCCCUAUUUGCUCUUCUUCCUUACUCUGACUAUCAAUAUGUUUAAUAAUGUAUUCCACCUUACAAGAAUUUCUGGGCAUUUCGUGCCAUAUCGAACGAUAUCCCCGUAUUAAUUUUUGUCUUUGUUUUGACCAUAUGUCUUUUUGACUAUACACUGAUAUCGUGAAAAUUCACUCAUGAUCCAUCAACCCCGAGAAGUAAGGGUUAAGUUAUAUUUGCUCUCAGUUACCGACCCUUUCCUACUUUUUUUCUUUUCUUAUCUCCUUCUAGAUGCACACUAGCGAGUUUCGAGUUUUCCAUCUUCAACGUUAUCGUGGAAAAACUCACUUUUUAAUGUAUACUUUUGCAGGUGCGGUUAUCCAGAUCCAAGCUACCUUGAUCGAGUGAAGAAACAACUUGCUGACAAGGGCGUUACACCACUGCAUCGUCAAACUUUUGUUUAGUUCAGGGGAACGUCACAUGCUCUCAGUACUACCUAACUUGGUUUUGAGAUAUGAUUUUAAAUCGUAGACGAAGAUGUUGAAUAUUUUGCCUCGAGCUUAGGACAAAGAAAACUAAAUAGUUUCUUAUGAGGAUUCAAACCCAAGCCAUUUCCUGUUUUGCAAGCUUAGCUAAAGAGGACUUGAUUGUGAAUUACAAGAAAGAAGUUUUUGAUAAACAUUUUUGGUUUUUGUUAACACCAUCAAAAGUUUUAACAGGUCAGUCAAGGUUUUGAUAAUGUAUUUCACCUGGAAGAAAGAAAAGUGAGAAAAACGAGUAGUUUUGAUGUCACGUGUGACAGAACAUUAGGUAUUGAUGCAAAUUUGUGCCGAUGUGCCAAUAGAGCCUCAAAUUAACCUUGAAGUCCUCUUUAGUGAUAAAAUGACGGUAUGCAGAUAUUCAAAUGUGCUUAAUUGAUCGUGAUACCAAUUUCUAGUUUGUAUCAGCUUACAGGGUUUUUGUAUUAGUAUUCUUUUUCAUAAAGGAUUCAGUAAGUUGGCGCCAGUACUUUAAAACUUAUCCUUUAAUUGUCAAUAUGUGCGCCUCAGUUACAAUAAUUAGUCCUGUUCCCUUUUGCAAAAUCAUAUUGUAAAUUUAAAUUGAUGAACGUAAUGAGCGAAAGUAUGUAUUUUUCAGCUCACUUAGCUUUUUCACCAACAGUUUCUUUAGACUGUUGUCAAUUUUAGUGGACGCACCUUGCUGGCAUAGCAAACUUACUUAAAUGUUUUAUCUCUUAUCACAAUAAAGUGUGGUUUGAACUGUAAACUAAACUAAAGGUUGAUUUUGUGCUUUGAGUCAGUACACUGCUCAGGGUUCCGAUAUAAACAUGUCAUGAGCCACCUUUUGUGAACUCCUAAUUAAUUUAUAUUCGUUCUCUUUCUUGUGGUUUUCUAUAGCAGAUAGUAGAACCCUGAACCGUAACGAAACU